Thermothelomyces thermophilus ATCC 42464 is the source of this 1071-nucleotide messenger RNA. Its product is annotated as glycoside hydrolase family 3 protein. Gene Ontology annotation, biological process: carbohydrate metabolic process; peptidoglycan turnover. NCBI's taxonomy places the organism in Eukaryota, Fungi, Ascomycota, Sordariomycetes, Sordariales, Chaetomiaceae. Gene Ontology annotation, molecular function: hydrolase activity, hydrolyzing O-glycosyl compounds. The coding region runs from base 1 to 1071 and encodes 356 amino acids. The record is from RefSeq and is a predicted model, not a curated record. The transcript has a single exon.
AUGAAGUGGACGAGAUUGUCUCUCGCUACGGCCUCCCUCUUCGGCCUCGCUGUCGCCGGAUCAAAGAACAAGAUCCAGAUCGGCCAACAAGUCAUCUACUCGUACCCCGGCGAAACGCCGCCGGAGCACCUCUUCGAUCUCAUCAGGGCAGGCCAAGUGGGCGGGCUCAUCCUCUUCGGCGAGAACGUCAACGAUGAGCUCCCCGCGACCAUCGAACAGUUCCUCUCGGCCUACCGCGAGAGCCCGGCCUACGCCGACCUCAAGACGCCCUUCCUGAUCAUGACCGACCAGGAGGGCGGCCAGGUCCGCCGUCUGCCCGGCGCGCCCGUGGAGUCGGCGAAGGAGGUGGGCGAGUCGGCGGACCCAGUCGCGGCCGCGGGCCGGGCGGGCGCCGGCGCGGCGGAGACGCUGCUCCGGUACAACAUGAACGCGAACCUCGCGCCCGUCCUGGACGUCUACCGGGAGGAGGGCGACUUCACGGACAAUUACGAGCGGUCGUUCAGCAACGACGCGACGGUGGUGGCCGGGUGCGCGGCGCAGUUCGUCCGGGACCAGCAGCGCGCCAAGGUCCUCGCGACGGCGAAGCACUUCCCCGGCCUGGGCGCCGCCAAGAAGGACGAGAACACGGAUGCGCGCCCCGUCACCAUCGACCUGACGCUGGAGGAGAUCCGCGCGGUCGACGAGGUCCCCUAUCACGACGCGAUCGGCGCCGGCAUCGCCAUGAUCAUGCCGUCCUGGGCCAUCUACCCGGCCUUUGACGCCGAGCGGCCGGCCGGGCUGAGCUCACGCUGGAUACGAGACGAGCUGCGCGGAAGGCUGGGCUUCGACGGCGUCAUUGUCACCGACGCGAUCGAGGCCGGGUCCCUGAAGGCGUUUGGCGACGACGCCGAUCGGGCGUUGCUGGCCAAGAAGGCUGGCGUGGAUCUGAUUCUUGCGUCGGGGAGGAAUGUGACUCAGGGGGAGAGCAUCGUUUCUGCGUUGGCCGCCGCGCUGGAGAAUGGAGACCUGUCGCAGCAAGAGUUGGACGCGUCGGACAAGAGGGUACAGGCGGCCCGGGCGAAGCUCGCAUAG